CCAUGAGCUUUGCCAGUUUGCCAGCUUCUGGUUUUCCUCUUACAGGUACACAUUGAGGAACCUUCGUAGAUGAGUUUCCAUGGCAACAUGAUACAUAUGUGUGGUAAGAGCAUUAAUGUUAGGACCCAGCCUAUGAGAGCAGUUGGUUGGAUGGUGAUGAAAUGACGAACUACGACAGCGUACUUCCCACCAUCACUCACUCCUUCAAUUUGAACUUAUGAUCAGCUUGUUUCGUAUUGAUCACUCAUUGGUCCCUGGUGUGGUAUUGAGGAGGCAGCAUAACAGAUGACAGUUUCUCCUUAAUGGCUUAAACGCUUUUUAUCACAGCAGGCCACACAUUUUGAGUGGUGAGAGGUGAUGAAGAGGCAUUAAUCCUACUGAUAUUCCUCCACAGUAAACACCCUAGUUUUCUACACAGCUAUAUUGAUUAAUCUCAUUACCUUGCUGCACGGCAUCUGCUAGGAUAUCACAAAGGAGCAGAACUAGCAUCCUAUCGAAGGCUGAAUGCUUCACAGCAUGGUGAUAUAUCUCACAAGAAAAGUUCUGAAAGCUUCCUAUGAAAUAAUAUCUAAACUUAUUUACUGCCUUUAAAAGGAAAAAGUUGUUCAUUUAAUACACAGAACUGAGACUCUCAAUAUUUGAUGUUGUGAAAACAUGUUGGUGGACACACUGCAGCGUCAUCAAUGGUGGCUGGACCAGAUAAACCAGCACGACACUGUCAUCCUUCGCCAUCAAAAAUCUCGUCUUCAGAAAGCCAUUUUGGAACUUUUCAACAAAACAGGGCCAGGAGAGCGAAGGGCAGAACUCAUAAGAUUUUGGCUUCGACUGAACUACACCUUGACAACAAGUUCUCCCACUACAAUAACAACUGCUAAUGCUUUAAAUGAGGAAUACCAAGAGGAGAUAUAUGAAUAUUCUUUCUCACUUGUGGCUGUAAUAUCUGGAAUAUUUGUUUUUCUUACACUGGCUGCAACAAUUGGUGUCAUAGUAUUCUGCACCAAGAGAAACUCUGUUUUCUCAUCAGCUAGAUCAAAGAGAUCCACUUCACGUGAUACUGUUAAUUCUUAUGAAAUGACCGAUGCUAGUCUUACUGAUAUAGAAUAUACAGACUAUGAAACAGAAACAGAGGUAGACGAACCUCACUCAGUUGUAUCAUUCAUUCAAGAAAGCGACUACGAAGAUGAGACCCCCUUAGUUUCUCCUUCAUCCGAGAUUCCUCAGGCCAUGCCCACCUCUGCACACUACGGUUCUACACACAGAACUCGCAGAGACAUGAAUGUCAACAGCCUCUUUGACCCAGGCCCCAGCACCAGCGGUGUCUCAUCAACCACUUCCUUGAACAUUAAGAAAAGUCAGUCAUAUAAUGGGCGUCUUUAUGAACACAUCUCUCCUAACUCUGGAGAUGAAAGUGAUGAAGAUUACGACACAAUUCACUGCCUUAACACUGAUGACGCACUUCUUGCUUGUUCUGGUAAAGCCCCACUGGGAAAGAGUUUAAUCAGAAGCGCAAAGCAAAAAGGAAUUGCUAUGGCCAAGAGUGUUAAAAAGAGCAUUUCUUUUGAUAGCAAGUUCAAGUACAGGGAAAUCAGAGAAUAGACUUUGCUGAUCUUUCAUUAUGUGCCCAGCCAAGAAAAAUUGAUUGGGUUUUUAGGAGAAUUCCCUAUGUAUCUCAUUCAUUCAUGAAGACUAUCUCUGCUGCAUGCUUUCAUAAAAAACUCUUUUGUUUUAUUGCACAUGGAUAACAUGUAAUUCAUACAGAUGUUUCAGAGGUAUUUUCCAUAGUUGUCUUCAAAAGUUCACUUUACAAUCAACAUUUAUGACAGCCUUGUUUUUCCAAAUGUUUACCUGCCUAUCCAAACUGUGUACUUAGCUAUUUAAACAGUAAUUUCUAUCAAGUAUUACUUAUUAGCUAGCCUGGGAAUUUGAAUCUAAUUAAAUAUAACUAUCCUACACUUUAUCUAUAUUCAUUUAGGAAAAUCACCUUCAUUACAUUUAACUCCAUUCAUCUGUGUAAAUUGGUAAUGAAAUUGAACAACUUGAUUUUAAUGAAUUUUAUUGGGCUAAGGGAUGUCUGUCAAUACAGAAUUAGAGAAAGCACUGUUACAAUGUACAAAUGAGAAA
This is a messenger RNA of Lingula anatina, 2121 nucleotides long. RefSeq lists its product as uncharacterized. The record is from RefSeq and is a predicted model, not a curated record. NCBI's taxonomy places the organism in Eukaryota, Metazoa, Brachiopoda, Lingulata, Lingulida, Lingulidae.